AACUUUCUUUAUCCGCGGAAUUGCUAAAGGGUGCAUUUUCUGAGGGUGCUGUUUUCUUAAGUAGAUUAUUUCUCUUAUAAACGCAUAUAUGUAACACAACAUCUCAAUGUUUGUUUUUGUUUGUUUUUUUUUUAUUACUUAUUUGUUUAUUUUUUCUUUUUUUUUUUUUUUUUUUUUUUGGUGAAAAGAAAUGUUAUGCUAACUGGCUGUAUACGGUUUUCGUUUCAUUGAAAGGCUCUGAAAUAUUGAAUGAGGUCUCAAAAUUUAAUAGUUUAUAUAAAAUAAAGAAUGCCUACAAACUGCCUUAGAGGCGUUAAACCUUGCUUCUAUAUACAUCACAACUUUAAUAUCUCACGAUACACCUCAGCUUGUGUACGCAUGCGUAGUAGUUAGCCAGGUGCUGCAAACUGUCAAAAGUCAUGUAAAUUCCUGUAGGCAUUUGUUUACGCGAUGUACUUUGCUUGCAUAUAAUACGUAGAUUUUUUAUUUUAACAUCUUAAGGCUGUUGCUUACAGAUUGUCUCUCUCUUCAGCUGUAGACCGCUGUAUGUUUAAAUACGGUUGGUAACAAAGGACGCCGUAUUUGCAAAUGGCGACUCCCACCUACCUGUAUUGCUUUACCUAAAAUAGCAUCUACUUUGAGAGUGACAGUGCAUGCAACUAUGAGAUAAUGCAACAGAUAUGAAAUGUUGAAGUACUAUAACAAUCCACAAUACUGUUUAUUUAUUUUAAGUCUUAGUAUUGUCUGAAAGCUAAAAACAUGUCGACCAAGAUUGGCAAGAAAAAGGAGCAGCGCAUCCUUGCUAAUAGGUACCAGGUCGUAAGAAAACUCGGAAAAGGAAACUUUGGAACAGCUUACCUUUGUAAAGAUUUACGUCAUGUAAAAUCCCAAGAUGAAGAUGCAGGAUUGAAAGUUAUGAAGGAGAUUUCAGUGGGAGAUUUGCAGCCCGAUGAGACAGUGGAUGCCAUGCAUGAGGCUCGACUUUUAUCAAAACUAGACCAUCCUAGUAUUGUACACUUUCAUGACAGUUUCAUUGAUGGAGAAUUCUUCUGUAUUGUUACUGAAUAUUGUGAGGGUGGAGAUUUAGACAUGAAAAUUCAAGAAUAUAAGAAAUCAAAGAAGCAGUUUGAUGAGAAAGUUGUGUUAGAUUGGUUUGUACAGCUAGUGCUAGCCGUCCACUACAUGCACAGCCGGAGGGUACUACACAGGGAUCUUAAAACUAGAAAUAUAUUUUUGAAAAAGAACAGGGUAAAGAUUGGAGAUUUUGGUAUAUCAAGGAUUUUGAUGGGAACGACAGACUUAGCUUCUACAUUUACUGGUACUCCAUAUUAUAUGAGUCCAGAGGUGCUCAAACAUGAAGGCUAUAAUUCUAAAUCGGAUGUUUGGUCUAUAGGUUGUAUACUGUACGAGAUGUGCUCCCUAGAUCAUGCUUUUGAUGGGAAAAGUUUAAUGGCGGUCAUGUAUAAAAUUGUUGAAGGGGAGCCUCCAGACCUACCGUCCAAGUAUUCAAAAGAUCUCAACAAAGUUUUGAAGUUAAUGUUGAACAAAGAUCCUGAGAAACGACCAUCAGCCACAGAACUGAUAAAAGUUCCUCUUAUCUCUGCUCAUAUAGCUAAAAUGUCGGAAGAGUAUCAAGCAAAGCAUAGUAGCCAUGACAGUAAUAAUGCCAAUAAUGAUGCCGUAGAAAUUGCUAAAGUUCUAAGAGAGAAAUCGCGUCUAGAUGAUUUAAGGAAAUCAGAAGAUGAUAUAAAGUUCAAGAAUCUACCACCAAGAGAAAGAAUGAGAUUAAAGAAAAUGAAGGAGGCAGAUAGGGAGGCAAAGAGAUUAAGUGAAGUAGCACGUGUUCAGCUUAUAGAAAAUCAGCAGCGGAGAACUGCAAUUCAGCAGACAAUUAACAAACCUUCUAUACCCGCAUGGCAGGGUGGUUCGGGCGAGGGUAUGGAUCUGCGGUCGGCGCUCACUGUGAAAGGUGUUGGUACCAAACAACCCAACAAAGACUUUGGCACAAGAUCUGCUCCUAUGGUAUUGUAUGAUGAUAAAAGUUCUGAUGAAGACGAGCAGCAAGAGACAAUCAAAUAUAACCCGAUGAAGACCGCAGGCGGUCCCCCAUUGGAAGAAUAUCUACCGAAGAGUUCAGCAAAAUAUCAUGAUGAUAGACCUAUUACUCCAUUAAAGGAUAAAAUGGUCUAUGAGAAAGUCUUCUCUUCCCUUGAUUUUAAAGAUGGUAUUCCAGAGUCUCCAGCUCUUGCCAACACUUACUACUCUCAGUUUGAUGAAGAUUUUACUCCAUCUGAUGAGGAUGAUGGUGAUGAUGAAAAUGCUGUAACUGUCGUUCCUAAGAAAGCUGUUGCAGGCAGUGGCACUGAUGACGAUGAUGAUAUUCUCUUUGGAUCUGGAACAUUAACUAAAAAAGAUGAUGAUGAUGAAUUUUAUAGUCAUUUACAGUAUGUUUUAGACAAAGACAAUGAUACAGAAGGAACACUGACGCUUGCAGAUGAUGUUGAAGCUGGUGCGUUUGGACCUGUUGCCAGAGAGGCAAAGAUAAAAAACCUCAGGGCUGAAUGUGAAAAAAUGUUAGGUGCAGAAGGAUUUGAUAAAGCAUAUAAUUAUUUAAAAACUGCACGAUAUGAACGUGCCAAUGAGGCGACUGAGGAAGACAUUAUGCAGGGACUUCGAGACUUUGUGAAAAAUCCUAGUGACUGUUUCUUAGUUGACCAGUUGUUAUUUUUAGAAGAACAGCAUGGAACAGCAUCCUUGUAGUGAACAUUUCAACUUGGAACAGUGUCUUUAUACUGAGAAUCGGUGCAUGUGUACUCAGAAUGUGUGUGUAUUACUGAGAAUAAAAGUGCAUGUACUGAAAAUCAGGGCUUAUAGUUUAGUUACCUGAACAGGUUGCUUAGUUUGAGAUUUUGGAAAUAGUGUUGUUGUAGCUACCAUUAAGCAGAAACUUCUUGACUGUAGCAGAUUGAAUGUUGGAUUUUCUUCCACACUGGUGAAGCUUGCCAUUAAAUAUUUUUCUCAUUUUUUAAAACUAUUUUUCAAACUAUUUUGUCAGAUCCCGUAGUUUUAAGUAAUUUCCCCUAUAUUUACCACUUUUUUUAAGUGUUUGAAAGCUGGACAGUUGUUGUUUAACAUUGAAUGAAAAAUGUGAGAAAUCUGGAAAUUUCUUUCUUUCUGCACAUGAUAUUUUUGUUGUCCUGUUUGGCGCCAUAUAACCUAUACUGUGUUGGUGCCCCGUAAAACCCAAAUAAAUAAAUAAAUAAAUUAUUUGAUCCAUGUAUUUUGUAUAUUUUUAUGCGCAUGUUUUACAUGAGAUAAAUUUAAUAGCAAAAAAAAAAUGGGCAAAAUGAUCCUUGCCGUCUUACUUUUUAUUUUUACAGAUGUUGAGUGAAAGUCCGGCAUUUAAUUUGUUAUUGGUUUGAUAUAUGAAUUUUAUACAUGCCUGUUUUAAUAUGCCAUGAUACAAAUUGAAUUUUAUAUAAUUAGCUUUUUAUACGCCAGUUUGAAAAACGGGACGUAUUAUGGGAACGCCCCUGGGGGGCGGAAUGGCGUGCGGGCGGCGUCCACAGACUUUGUCCGGAGCAUAUCUUUUACAUGCAUGGAGGGAUUUUGAUCAAACUUGGCACAGUUGUUCACCAUUAUGAGGCGGAGUGUCAUGCGCAAGAACCAGGUCCCUAGGUCUAAGGUCAAGGUCACACUUAGAGGUCAAAGGUCAAAUUCAAGAAUGACUUUGUCCGGAGCAUAUCUUCUUCGUGCAUGGAGGGAUUUUGAUGAAAGUUGGCACAAUUGUUCAUCAUCAUGAGGUGGAGUGUCGUGCGCAAGAACCAGGUCCCUAGGUCUAAGGUCAAGGUCACACUUAGAGGUCAAAGGAUACAAGAAUGAAAACUUUGUCCGGAGCAUUUCUUCUUCAUGCAGGGAGAGAUUUUGAUAUAACUUGGCACAAAUGUUCACCACUAUGAGGCGGAGUGUCAUGCUUAAGAACCAUGUCCUUAGGUCUAAGGUCAAGGUCACACUUAGAGGUCAAAGGAUACAAGAAUGAAAACUUUGUCUAGAGCAUUUCUUCUUCAUGCAUAGAGGAAUUUUGAUAUAACUUGGCACAAAUGUUCACCACCACAAGACCGAAUUUCAUGCGCAAGAACCAGGUCCCUAGGUCUAAGGUCAAGGUCACACUUAGAGAUCAAAUGUCAGAUAGAAGAAUGACUUUGUCCGAAGCAUUUCUUCUUCAUGCAUGGAGGGAUUUUGAUGUAACUUGGCACAAUUAUAUACCAUCAUGAGACGAAGUGUCAUGCGCAGUUCCCUUCUUUAGAAUUACUUCCCUUUGUUGUUACUAUAAAUAGCUUAUAUUGUAACUUUUUUGUUACUAGUCGUAGGGAAAAAUCGAGACCACUUUUCUGUAGUACAACAUGCAUGUUACAUCCAAUUUUGAGGUGUAUUUUGACCAAUCUCUACCUGGUAAGGGUUUUUUUGUGGACUUACAAUUUUUUUUUGGAUUUUUUUUUUUUUUAAAGAUUAACUUCCCUUAGUUGUUACUAUAAAUAACUUAUAUUGUAACUUUUUUAUAAUUGAACGUAGGGAAAAGCCAAGACCACUUUUCUGUGGUACAACAUAGAUGUUACUUUCCAAUUUUAGGUGUAAUUUAAGGUAUCUCUACCUGGUAAGGAGUUUUUUUUGUGGACUUAUAAAAAAACAAAAGAAUUACAAUGAUUACUAAACAACCACAAAAUUAAAAUUCCAUCUGCAAACACAGGUGCUAGAGUAAAGAAAUUUGGUGUGACGGGUGUAUAUUGUGACAUUCUGGCACUCUUGUUACUGAUUGAAAUGUGCCUGAAUUAGCAUCAGUUUUUUAGUCAGUCAGUUAUAGGUGAUAUUUAGUUUAAUUAGGGCAAACACUACCCUGCUAAAUUUCUAGAACGGACUGGUCUGUCAUUCAAUUUGGGCAGCACCAUUUAUUGUUAACCUUUCCCAUGCUGAACACAAUUGAUUUGAUUCUGCCUUUCACCCCAUGUAGUUCUGGGACGAUCUGUGUGUGAAAAGAAUUGGAACCACUGCCUUACCCUUGCAUGAUCGUAAAAGGCGACUAAUAGGGUCUUAACACUUGGUUUUGCUGUAACUCUGUGAUUCCAGCAGGCAUGCAAAUUUUGAUUCCAUACCUCAUGUUUUUAUUUCGAUGUAAAUGAGAUGUGAAACCAAAAUUUGUAGUCCUGUUUGGCGCCAUAUAACCUUUAUUGUGUUGAUGCGCCGUAAAACCCAAAUAAAUAGAUUCUGCCUUUUGACCAGUGUAGAUCAUGUUCAGACUGCACAGAUGUGCAGGCUGAUCAUGAUCUACACUGUUCGCCAUUCAGUCAGUAUCUUUUUGGUAAGCAUUCAUUUUAAUAGUUAAUGGCACUGUCUCAAUUGAAAGAUGGACAUUGCAAGUUCAUUAUAGAAAUUUAGCUCAGUAAGGGUUAAAAGAGGUGUUUGCUUAAAAUUUACUGACCAAAUUGUGAACAUUGCAGACCAUGAUCAGCCUGCACGGAUGUGCAUGCUGAUCUUGGUCUGCACUUGCCGCAAAGGCAGAAUCACUUGCCAGCAGGCUAAAGGUAAACUUCAUUCUACUUACUGUUUGAUUCGCCUUUUCUGUAACAUAUUUUUUUGUGUGGGGGGGGGUUACAUUUUCUUUUGAAUAUUUUAUGAAAUAUUUAACUUGUACACAAGUAUAAAAAAAAAACCUAUUUGCGGUAAUAGGGACUUGUAAGUCUUUAAAAUAUAAUGGUACAAUGUGUUUGUUUUUUGGAUGUAUCAUCCAAAUAACAGAAAUUGUGAUUCAAGCAUUACGUCUUGAAAACAUUGUAUGACCUAAUGAGAUUAAAUAAUUUGGCUAGAAUAUGCAGAUUUAGUUGUCUAAAACCCUACUACUUGUAUUUAUGAAAAUUUACCAUUUGUAUUAUUGAAAAAAAUAUUUCUGUUUAAAACAAGAUACAUACUUCAUGCUUAUCUUCUUAGAAUAGAUAUUUCCCAAAAUUGAAGUCCAGUAUGGGAUUUUGUUCACCUUGGCCAAAUUGAACAAGGUAGUAGGGUCGGGGGCUUUGUUCAUUUUCCCACUUAGUAACAUAUUCAUUGCUUUAGUACAGUAGCAAAUUGUAUCAUGAGCAUGUUUAACAGGUAAUGUAGGGUACAAAAUGGGUAUUACAGACAUGUCAAAAUUUUAUUGUGAAUAUUGUUUCUGAUUUGUUAUUGUAACUACAAGUAUUAUGUUUUGAUAUAUUUAUGUGUUUUUGUUGGAGCUUUAAGUGUAUUUGUUACUAUAGGCAUCAAAAUCUUGUUUUCUACCAUAAUUUACUGACAUAUUUUAUUUUUUAAUGGAUUACAUUCUCAGCUAAGCUGAAGUAACACUGUUAGGAAUUUGCCCUCUGUCUUUAUAUGUCUGUUAAAAAUGACCUCAGUUAUGAAUUAUAAAGCUACAGUCAAAAUGUAAUUAAAUAGUAGUUAAUUACAAUUACAUUUAUAAUCACCCCAAGUCAGGUCAGCUUCAGGAUGUUCCUGUUUCAACGGUAUAUUUUUAAGCAUUCCAAUAGAAAUAAUACAUUCCCUUUUAUACUUUUUUAUACUGUGUGAUCAAGAAAUGUUUCUCAUAGGCAUUUAACAGUUAUGAAGUGGGACUUAAUUUGUUUACAAAAUUGUUGUUAAUUAUUAAAAAAAAAACCUGUGAUAAAACAGUUUAGGUACUUAAAAUGUACCUACAGAAAUUUUCUGUUGUAAUAUAAAAAUGAUUUUUUUUCUUUAAAUUAAAGUUGUUCAGCAAUGCACUUCAGCAGUAUUACUGCUAAUAAAUAUAAAAUUCCAUGUAGUUUUCAUGGACAUAAUGUUAGAUACUCCUGAAAAUAAGAAAAUGAAUGACAUGUGUCUUUGAGAAGAAUGCCAUAAAAUUGUUUAUGUUAUACAGUGGAACUGCUGAUUAUGCUGCAAUGCUAAGUUGCUCCUUUUAUUUUUUGUUCAAAUAAGUUUCAGUGUCACAUGCUUAUGGCAGGUACUAUCUCAUGACAUAUUUUCAGGAAAUAAUGUGGGCUGCUUACACAAAUUCUCACUUCAAAUUUUAUUUUCCAAUUUAAGUUUACAUUAAGUAAGCAACAUAAGUAUCAUUUUCAUACAGUGAAUAAUCAUGACAGCAUAUCAUAUUAACAAACUGCAGGUAAUUGGAGAACGACAAACCAACCAAAGUGUGAGAAAAUAUAUUCCCACUAUGGCAAUACAAAGAAGUUAUUUAAAGUAGCUAUUUCUUUUAGGCAAUCUAUUAAAAUUUGUCAAUAUCGACCACAUUGGUUCUUGUCAAUAUAAAGAUCGAGGCUUUUAUUGAAUGGCUUGUAGAAGGAAAUAUGGCAUAUAAUUUUGACUAUUGACUUGCAAGCCAUUCAAUAAGUAUUUUAUUAUAUGAACUGAUGAAUGAUAAAUUUUCACAGAUUACUUUAUUUCAAGUGUUUACUUAAUAGCCCAACAAACAAGUAUUGAAUAUAACCCAGUCAUAAAGCAAAAACUAUCAACUGGCAAUCCUGUAAUACUAUUAACCCUGAUUGCCUUCUGUUGGAAUGAUGACAGUUGUUUGUUUCAAUACUUGCUGCUUCUUAUCUGUGAUAUGGUAUAAUGUGCUAUGCUAAUUUUCAGAGUGAUCGGAGAUAUAUUUUAACAUUGAGAGUUGAGCCAUAAUUUUUUUUGUUUGCUCAUAUAAGUUGUCUUUCAUUAGAAACAUGAGAGGUUGAGAUAUCAUACUUGUAGGGGUGAGGUAGAUGUACGAUUUCAUUCUAUAUUUCAGUAAUAAUUAUAUUCUCCUUGGUAUUUUUUGAGACCAGUCUAAGAAUGCAGUGUUAUCAUUGGUCAACUUAAAUUAUUUACUCAGAAACAGGUUAACAUUUACAUAAGCUUUGAGACUGGUCUUCAGACUUUGUUCUAUAACCUUAGAUCCAGGAUAAUAUUCAGCAUAUCUUUACAGGUUUCCUACAUGUAGAAGAGCCAGAGUUGUCAUGAAAUCCCAACCUCUCUACUUUAUGUUUAAUUUUCAGUUCUUUAGUGUGUAUGUAGCUUUAGUCAGAGCUAACUUAUUUUUAACAACAGAUGUUUUCAUAUACAGUACAAUCGUGAUCCUACGAAAAGCCAAGGGACCGGCCGAUUUUUUCGUAUAUUCGCAUUUUCGUUCGAGCGUAGCAUAGGAAAUUUCACUAUACAGCACCUUAAUAUCUACACGUCGUAACUCGUGAUAUUUUUACAUGUGAUUUUCGUAUCGGAGUACAUGUAUACCAAUUUUAUAUGUACAUCUGGGUUUACUACAAAUCUUACUUGAAUCUAAACUUAGAUGGUAUGUAGAAUGUAGAACGGGUUGUUUUUUUCUUCACUUUUAAUUCACUGUACAUAAAACAUCUACAGGGUACAUUGUUGCACGAGAAAAAAAAAUCGCAGUGAUUCCUUGAGACGUAUAGAUAUCGAAGCAAGUGUGUCUUGUAUGCCAUCCGAUCGGACAGUUAUAGGAGAAUAACUAACUUGUGUCAUAGUGUACAGCAUAUGUGUUUUGAAUUUAAUUACUAAGUUUUCACACUUUAAUCACUGUUUACACCCAGCUAAAUGACAGUGACACUUUCCACUCUAAAGCAUUUUCACGCCGUUAUGGAAGGUGUGAAAACUUAGACGAUACAUUCGUAAAAUCGCAACUAAAACCAUUUGAAAACAGGCUUGAAGGGGAUCACAAUACAUUCGUAGGAGCGCAUUUUUCGUAAAAUUGCAUUUUCGUAAAACCGCGACUUUGUUACUUAGAAAUAAGAUGGAAAGCAGCCGGGACCACAGCACCUUUUCGUAGUAUACCGGUAGUUUGUUAAAUUGCGAUUUGUAGCAUCUCGAAUGCACUGUAUAUCAGUUCUGGGAAACCAUUUAAUCUUUGAUACAGCUAAUUUUGUAUUGUUUAAUAACUUUGUAAGUAAAUGUACUGUAUUUCAUUCCAUUUUUAGCUGAAAUAUUAUUAAGGUUGUUAUUUUUUACAAAACUAUGUAAUUUUUCGUUUCGUAAAUAUUUGAUCAUUCUCCUCCAUCAGACAAUAGAUCAGAAGUUUGACCUAUUGCCAAGAUAAACCAGGGAACCAUGGUAGACCUCUGGUAUGCGAGCAUGAUAUUUGAUUGAUUUAAUGCAAAAAUUCAGUAUUAAUGUAUUUCAUACUUGCAUGUAUCAAAGGAAAUAUCUCCAGAUUGAGUGAAAAUAAUUCAAAACAUACGAAAAUGUAAAUAAGGUCAACUGAGAAGUGACCUAUACUGAAUAAAGUUUUGAUACAAAAACACACAAAAGGCUACCAUUUCAUUUCUACUUCUAAAAAAUCUGCAGCAGGCAUACUCCCUAACAACUACUGUAAGGAAGGUUUUAACCCCUCCUACAGAGAUAAAUAGCAUUGGUUUUCUACAAAAAAUGCUGUUUCAAAGCCUGUUUGCAGUGUGGUCAUAAAUGCCUUGAUCUGUUCCUCCGUCCAGAUUAAUGAUAUUUGAGUACUAAUCAAUUAGACCCAGCCACGUAUAUUUAAAGAUUCCCCUGCCACUAUACGCUACAAGCAGAGCCUUUGGGAUCUUCAUCCUCCUCUUGGGCCUGAAAGUAUUAGCGUUCAUAAAUGUUCUAUAGCUCAUUAUUUUUCCUGCAGCACAUUUUCUCAUUGCUAAAAAUUUCAGUCAGUUUUGUGUGAUUUACAAAACAUUUCUUUAGUUUAAUGUCAGUUUUCUAUUUAUUUAUCAUAAUAACACUUUUUCAAUGCAUUUGAUCUGUUUUAAUACCAGAUAUGUCAUAACUGAGUAUUCCUCAUGCAAUAAACUGAACAAAGAGAA
Messenger RNA from Mercenaria mercenaria, 9824 nucleotides. RefSeq names its product serine/threonine-protein kinase Nek11-like. Gene Ontology annotation, biological process: protein phosphorylation. The transcript has 14 exons. Lineage: Eukaryota; Metazoa; Mollusca; Bivalvia; Venerida; Veneridae. The coding region runs from base 760 to 2760 and encodes 666 amino acids. Gene Ontology annotation, molecular function: protein kinase activity; ATP binding. The record is from RefSeq and is a predicted model, not a curated record.